Eriocheir sinensis (Chinese mitten crab) is the source of this 480-nucleotide messenger RNA. RefSeq lists its product as uncharacterized. Lineage: Eukaryota; Metazoa; Arthropoda; Malacostraca; Decapoda; Varunidae. The coding region runs from base 69 to 449 and encodes 126 amino acids. The transcript has 3 exons. The record is from RefSeq and is a predicted model, not a curated record.
UCCAGGAGGUCACAGGUGGUGGUGGUGGUGGUGGGAAGAACAAAAGACGAUCGAAGAGUAAGGAGAGGAUGGGAGCAAGCCACACUAGCCUCCUCUGCCUGCUGUCCCUGCUGGUGGCCUGCUAUCUGUUGGCACCCACGCCCACCCUUGCCGCUAACAUAUGGAGGCCCCACGAUCUUUUUCAACCCCAAAACCCAUGGAACCCCAGCAACUCAUGGAAACCACAAAACACAUUCAAGUCUUUCUUCGAGGCGCCCGUCAGGUUCGGCCGCUUCUUCCGCGACAUCUUCUACGAGAACACGCCCACCAGGGUCUUCGCCAACACCUACCACACCCCAGACUCCUGUUCCUGGCUCUUCAGUUUCAUCUGCUCCAACCUCGCGGACACGUCAGGCUCAAGCGGCUCCCGACAACUUGAUAUUUCAGUCGAUGCACAUAACCAGAAGUAACGGGAGGGAAGGGAUGGGAGGGGAUGGAGGG